Daucus carota subsp. sativus is the source of this 1879-nucleotide messenger RNA. RefSeq names its product ammonium transporter 3 member 3. The record is from RefSeq and is a predicted model, not a curated record. Gene Ontology annotation, molecular function: ammonium channel activity. Gene Ontology annotation, biological process: ammonium transmembrane transport. Gene Ontology annotation, cellular component: plasma membrane. Lineage: Eukaryota; Viridiplantae; Streptophyta; Magnoliopsida; Apiales; Apiaceae. The transcript is spliced from 3 exons. Bases 235 to 1692 code for a protein of 485 amino acids.
UUUUUAUUUUUUUUGUGUACGCGAAAAAUUGGUAGUUAAUGUUCAAGCAAGCACGUACUAUCACGACAGCGCAUUCGUAUGUCAUGUCUUCAUUGACCUAAACUGAGUCAAUGGAUCUCUGAGGAAUCUCUAUGCGAAUGCAUCUAUAUAUGUGGAGCUAAGUUGCCAUAAUUCAUAGACCUCACCUACCAAAAUCUUUAAUCUUGAGUAUCGUCUGCAAUUUACUCUGGAGCCAUGAGUAAUAAUACCACAGUACCGAUAGCGUACCUAAACAACACUUCCUCGGUGCCUGACUGGCUAAACAAAGGCGACAACGCAUGGCAGAUGAUGGCGGCCACGGUGGUGGGGAUGCAGAGUGUCCCGGGCCUCGUGAUCCUCUACGGAAGCAUUGUCAAGAAAAAAUGGGCCGUGAAUUCGGCUUUCAUGGCUCUCUAUGCAUUCGCAGCAGUCAUAAUUUGCUGGGUGACAUGGGCUUACAAGAUGUCGUUUGGCGAAAAGCUUCUGCCGUUUUGGGGAAAAGCUGGGCCAGCUUUAGGCCAGAGGUUCUUGAUCGGCCAAGCUGAGUUGCCAGCCACACGACACAAUUAUGACAAUGGCACGGAACAGAUGCCUAUGAUCGAGCCGUACUUUCCCAUGGCGUCUAUGGUUUGGUAUCAGUGCGUGUUUGCUUGUAUUACUCUGAUCUUGUUGGCUGGCUCGUUGCUGGGGAGGAUGAACAUCAAGGCUUGGAUGAUGUUCGUGCCUCUCUGGUUGACGUUUUCGUACACUGUGGGAGCGUUCAGCUUGUGGGGCGGCGGAUUCUUGUUCCAAUGGGGCGUUAUCGAUUACACUGGUGGCUACGUUAUCCAUCUCUCUUCUGGUAUCGCUGGAUUAACCGCUGCUUAUUGGGUCGGGCCAAGGUCGAGGGCAGACAGGGAGAGAUUUCCACCAAACAAUAUAUUGCUGAUGUUGGCCGGAGCAGGACUGCUGUGGAUGGGAUGGGCUGGUUUCAACGGAGGAGGGCCUUACACGGCGAACAUAGACUCGUCAAUGGCGAUUCUGAACACCAACAUAUGUGCAGCGACUAGUUUACUAGUGUGGACAUGGCUGGAUGUGAUCUUCUUCAAAAAACCUUCAGUGAUCGGAGCUGUUCAGGGCAUGAUCACCGGCCUCGUUUGCAUUACUCCUGGUGCAGGUCUUGUGCAAGGAUGGGCAGCGAUUGUAAUGGGAAUUCUCUCCGGCAGCAUUCCGUGGUUCACCAUGAUGGUUGUCCACAAAAGAUGGACUCUGCUCCAGAAAAUCGACGACACACUCGGCGUCUUCCACACUCACGCCGUCGCUGGCUACCUAGGCGGUUUUCUCACAGGGGUUUUCGCAGAGCCAGCACUCUGCAGAUUGUUCCUGCCAAUACCAGAUACCAGGGGUGCAGCCUACGGAGGUGGUUCUCAGAUGGGUAAACAGCUUGUUGGCGGUGGUUUUAUCAUUGGCUGGAACAUUGUUGUCACGUCGAUAAUCUGUGUCGUUAUAAGUUUCAUAAUGCCACUACGAAUGUCCGAAGAACAGCUGGUCAUUGGAGAUGAUGCGGUGCACGGAGAAGAGGCUUAUGCAUUGUGGGGAGAUGGGGAGAAAUAUGAUGAAACUAAACAUGGGAUUCAUUCUGUGGAUGAAGGAGAGCAUUUCAAACCUUCCAUUGGGGUGACUCAAGUUAUGUGAUACAUGUAAUCCUGUUCAGAAAAACGUGUUAUGUAUAGCUCGAAACUACUCGAUUAUAUUUUGAAUAUGCUUACUACUUUGUAAUCUUCACUCUUUUACUUUCAUCAUACAGUAUAUUCAAAAUGUAUUUAAUUCCAAAUUCUAUGUAUAGUGAUUUUCAGUAUCUAUCUACUGUAAUUUUUAGAUA